Closterium sp. Yama58-4 is the source of this 1014-nucleotide messenger RNA. NCBI's taxonomy places the organism in Eukaryota, Viridiplantae, Streptophyta, Zygnematophyceae, Desmidiales, Closteriaceae. The record is from the annotation of a GenBank genome assembly.
AUGGAGGAGGGGAGAGAGGAUAGGAGAGAGGAGGGGAGAGAGGAGGAGAAAGAUGCGGGGAGAGGGGAGGGGAGAGAGGAGGGGAGAGAGAAAGAUGUGAAGAUGGGUGUAAGGGGGGGUGCUGCAAUUGUAGAGGAGGGGUGUGAUAUGUGGGGCAGAGAGGAAGGAGGAAGCCGUGUGGAUAUGGAAGGUGGGAAAGAUGGGGCAGUUGUGAAAGAUGGGGCAGUUGUGAAAGAUGGGGCAGUUGUGAAAGAUGGGGCAGUUGUGAAAGAUGGGGCAGUUGUGAAAGAUGGGGCAGUUGUGAAAGAUGGGGCAGUUGUGAAAGAUGGGGCAGUUGUGAAAGAUGGGGCAGUUGUGAAAGAUGGGAAAGAAGUGUGUGGGGGAGGCGCGGGUGGUGUGUACAUCGAGGUGCACCAUCCACUGCCAGAGCUGGAGGAUAACAGCCAUUCAAACUGUGGGGGAAGGGCAGGUGGCGAGUGUGUAGAGGUGCACCAUCCACUGCCAGUGCUGGCUGUGCACGUGUGGGUUGAGCAGAGAAACAACUCAGAUUGUCCUUAUUUUGCCAGUGGUCACUCAGAAAAGGUGCAUUUAGAGGCACGUGCAGGUGGUGGUGCGCUCCAUUCGAGCCUGGAGGCAUUUCAAAAGCCGCAUGUGAAUGGAGGAGCGUGCAUCGCUGUGUGUUUGGGGAAGGAGGGAGAGGAAGAGCGGCUGAUUGUGGUGUAUGCAGCGACGUGUAGCAGCGAGCGGAGUGCCGUGGCAGGGAGUGGUGUGGGAGGGAUAAGGCCACAAGAGACAGCAGGAGGAAGUGCGGAUGAAAACGCGGCAGGGAUGGAAGAGCUGGGAGCGUGUCAAGAAGCAGCAGGGCAUGGGGUUCCAUGGUUCAGACUGGUGGGCAGCUUUGGCGUGAAGGUCGACCUUGAAGAGGCACGGAGGGAGGCUGGUGGGCUGGUGGGCAGCUUUGGAGUGAAGGUCGACCUUGAAGAGGCACGGAGGGAGGUGAGUGGGAAGAGAUGA